CUUCCUCUCACUGUCUCUCUCUCUCUCUCUCUCUUACGUAUGUCUUCUUCAGCUAACUCUUUAGACUCUUCUAUAAAUCACAGCUCCAACUUCUCUUUCCCUUCAUUCAUGGCCUCUUCUAAUUUUUUGAACAGUAUGGACAAUUUUAACCAAGACAGAACGUCGAUAAACUGGGGAGGAUUUUCUAACUUUACAACUGCAAAUUCUUCUUCUUCUUCUUCAUUACCCGUCUCUCCUCCUCCUGUUUCUCCUUCUUCUUAUUUAUCAAUCCCACCUGACCUCUUGGACUCCCCUGUACUUUUCUCUAAUAUUCUUGCUUCACCAACAACAGCUGAAGCUUUUGGUGUUCAAACCUUCAACUGGAACAAUAACCAGCAGCAGAGUAACAAGGGAGAAGAGAAUAAAAAUAUUAACUUGUUUGAUUUCUCUUUUCAAACCCAAACAAGGCCUUCUUCUUCUGCAUCUUCAUCGGUGUUUCAAUCUUCUUCAAACAUUGUUUCACUGGAGGAAACAGUUAAAAGGCAACAUGAGUCAUGGAAUUUCAACAAGCCCACAAAGCAGCCUGAUUUCUUAGUUGAAAACAGAGGACUCAAGUCAGAAUUUGCACCAGUUCAGAGCUUCCCCUCAGAAAUGGCUUCAUAUCAAACAAAUGUUCAAAGUAAUAGUGCUGCUAAUCCACAAUCUGGUUACAGUCAUUACCCUCAGUAUACCAGAGAGCAAAAAAGAUCAGAAGAUGGGUACAAUUGGAGAAAAUAUGGACAAAAACAAGUCAAAGGAAGUGAAAAUCCUCGGAGUUAUUACAAAUGCACAUUUCCUGAUUGCCCAACAAAGAAAAAAGUUGAGAGAUCAUUGGAUGGACAGAUUACUGAAAUAGUAUAUAAAGGAAGUCACAACCAUCCCAAGCCUCAGCCUUCUAGAAGAUCAUCCUCUCAAUCGUUGCAACCUUCUACAUGUGCAAACUCUGAAAUAUCUGAUCAAUCAGUCAGCGCAAUGGGCAAUGCACAGACUGAGUCUUUCUCUAUGCAGGGUGAUUCUUCAGCCUCAUAUGGAGAGGAUGAUUUUGGGCAAGGAUCACCUACAAGUAAUCCUAAAGGAGACGCGGAUGAAAACGAACCCGAUGCCAAAAGAUGGAAAGGAGACAAUGAAAUUGCGGGUGCUAUUGGCACCGGAAGCAGAACUGUGAGGGAGCCAAGAAUUGUUGUUCAAACAACAAGUGAUAUUGACAUUCUUGAUGAUGGAUAUAGGUGGAGAAAAUAUGGACAAAAAGUAGUGAAGGGCAAUCCCAAUCCAAGGAGCUACUAUAAGUGUACAACUAUUGGUUGUCCGGUGAGGAAACAUGUAGAAAGAGCAUCCCAUGAUACAAGGGCUGUGAUCACCACCUAUGAAGGGAAACACAACCAUGAUGUUCCAGCAGCUCGUGGCAGCGGUUAUUCGCUGCCUAGACCUUCAUCAAAUAAUACAAGCAGCAAUGUGGCGAUGCCUAUAAGACCAUCGGUGACUGCUUUUGCCAAUCAGUCUAACCAAUCAAGUUAUUCUAACUCCUUUCACAACAUGAGGUUGCCAACAUCAGGUAGUCAAACACAGUUUACACCAGCAAUGCUACAGGGCACAGGGAGUUUUGGGUUUUCAGGAUUUGGUAAAACAGUUGGCUCCUACAUGAAUCAGACACAACAAUCAGGUGCUGUGUUUCCCAGAGCCAAAGAAGAACCCCAGGAAGACUCAUUCCUAGAUUCAUUCCUAAAUUAAAACAACUAACUCCAAAAGUGCACUUGAGCAGUAAAUGUUAUCAAUCAUAUAUGAAUUUUUUUAUUUGUAAGUGGGUAGUGGCCCUGUAAAUUCUGGAACUGGUAUAGGUGGAGUUGUAUUUGUUCAUUUGUUUACAGCCUUAUAAACUUGACAA
Pistacia vera is the source of this 1900-nucleotide messenger RNA. RefSeq names its product probable WRKY transcription factor 33. Gene Ontology annotation, biological process: regulation of DNA-templated transcription. The transcript is spliced from 5 exons. Gene Ontology annotation, molecular function: sequence-specific DNA binding; DNA-binding transcription factor activity. Bases 40 to 1746 code for a protein of 568 amino acids. Lineage: Eukaryota; Viridiplantae; Streptophyta; Magnoliopsida; Sapindales; Anacardiaceae. The record is from RefSeq and is a predicted model, not a curated record.